Molecule: messenger RNA, 3561 nt
Organism: Corvus hawaiiensis (hawaiian crow)
Lineage: Eukaryota; Metazoa; Chordata; Aves; Passeriformes; Corvidae
Gene: MYLK4
Product: myosin light chain kinase family member 4
Exons: 15
Coding region: 328-2124 (598 amino acids)
Biological process (GO): positive regulation of apoptotic process; protein phosphorylation; intracellular signal transduction
Cellular component (GO): nucleus; cytoplasm
Molecular function (GO): ATP binding; protein serine/threonine kinase activity
Source: RefSeq, a predicted model, not a curated record
CUUCAUUCUCUCCCUGGCAGGCAGUCAGCUCCUCGGGCUGUGCAUGUUAACACCCUGCAGCCCAUAAAGUACUCACUCCGAGCUCUUGCUGCUGCUGCCAGUCGCAGGGGUGCCGUGCUGGUUGCCCUGGCCCAAAACCUGAAGCCCUAAGGACCUGACGGCCCUCAUCAGAAUUGCCUCCAUCGCUUCAACCGAGAGCUUCUCCAGGACGAUCACCCGGCAUCGGCUCAGGAGAGCGGCGUUGACUUGGAAGGAAGGGUUUUCUGUGGUUGCUCCUAUCAGGGUCACCGUCCCACACUCGACGUGAGGAAGGAAAGUGUCCUGAGCAUGGGAGGGAAGCAGAAAAAGCUGAUCUCGAUCAAUGACAACCUGAAACUUCCCAUCAAAGAAAGAGGAGAAAUCAGAAGUUACGAGUGUUCACUGGUUUAUGAGUCUAAGGUGGAGAGGAGAACAGACAGUAAAUUAACUGGACAUAGUAUGAAGCUACUUAAGAUUAACAGGCUGGAAGAGAUAAAUACACGAUUCAGCGCAAGCAGACUAGAAAAAGCAGCCUUUUUUCAGAGUGUGGAAAAAAUGAAGAUGACUAGAAGCUUUCAGGAAGAAAAAUUCAGUGAAUCAGAUCCUGGAACAGAAGAUAAAAAGGUCAUCAAAGAAAGGUCACAUUUGAAUGAAACAGAAACAAAAGAAAAGAAACCACCAGAUUCAACAGAUGGGCGCAUCCGGCAGAGUGAGUCCUGUUCUCGGGAAGAGGAAGUUGAUAAGCUCAACAAGGAAAAUGCCAAGAGGGAAAGUUCCAUUCUGCUUGAAGUGGAUCCUCCCAAAUUUGAUACUGAAGAGUCAGAGCAGAAAGGAGAAAGUUUGUCUUUAGGAAGCCAUUAUGAAUAUAGGAGACGCUCUUUUCAGGAAUCCUUCACUCCAGAAAAGCAGCAGGAAGAAGAUGCUGUUGAUGAUGCUUGUCAAAAACUAACUGUGCAGGAGACAGAGAGUGAGUCCCCAGCAGAUGAGAAGAAGAAGGAAAAAGUGCCUGAAGGUGCAUUUGAGGAACAGCAAGAGGAGAAAGAGAAUAAAGGGGAAGGAAAUGCUGAUAAGAGUAAAAAAGGUGCUGAGGAACCACCAGCUCCUUCCCAAAAGGAAAAUGUGGCAGAACAAAGUCAUGAUGAUGAGGUAUCAGAGGGAAGGUGUAAAAGCUGCGAAAAAGAUGAUAUUCCUACUCCAUCAGCACCAUUUGAUCACCGGAUUGUCUCAGCCAAAAGGGUGGGGAUCAGCAAUUAUUAUAAUGUCAACGAGGAUGAAAUUCUGGGAGGAGGGCGAUUUGGACAAGUGCACAAAUGUGAAGAGAAAGCAACAGGUCUCAAGUUGGCAGCCAAAAUUAUAAAAGCACAAGGUCCAAAACAGAAGGAUGAAGUAAAAAAUGAAAUCAAUGUCAUGAACCAGCUGAAUCAUGUGAACCUCAUCCAGUUAUAUGAUGCCUUUGAAUCUAAAAAUGAUAUUGUACUUGUCAUGGAAUAUGUGGAAGGAGGAGAGUUAUUUGACCGAAUUAUUGAUGAAAACUACAAUUUGACAGAGAUGGAUACUAUCUCAUUCAUAAAACAGAUCUGCAAUGGAAUUCAGUACAUGCACCAAAUGUACAUUCUUCAUUUGGAUCUCAAGCCUGAGAAUAUCCUGUGUGUGAACCGAGAGGCAAAUCAAAUAAAAAUUAUUGAUUUUGGAUUGGCAAGAAGGUAUAAACCCAGGGAAAAACUUCGAGUUAACUUUGGGACUCCAGAAUUUCUUGCUCCUGAAAUUGUGAAUUAUGAGUUUGUCUCUUUUCCUACAGACAUGUGGAGUUUAGGAGUCAUUGCUUAUAUGCUCCUCACUGGAUUGUCUCCUUUUUUGGGUGAUGAUGACAAUGAGACCCUCAACAAUAUCCUGGCCUGUAACUGGGAUUUUGAAGAUGAGGAAUUUCGAGACGUUUCUGAUGAGGCCAAAGAUUUCAUAUCAAAGCUUCUCAUCAAGGAAAAAUGCUGGAGAUUAAGUGCAACUGCUGCCUUAAAACACCCAUGGUUAACAGACCACAAGCUCCACUACAGACUCCAGAAAAAGGCUAAAGGUGACUGUGUGUCUCAAGCACCCCUGGCUCAAUAACCUCUCUGAAAGAGCUGCCAAACAGAAGAAAAGCUGCUGUGUGGUUACUGCUGCUAAGAGAUUUGAAAAUAUCAGCAGUCUCGGUGCUUUACCCCCCUGCCAUGACUGAGACUUCUACUAAAUGGACCAACAACACCUUAGUUGCAGGACAAGUCCCAGCACUGUGGAGCUGCUUCUUCUCUGUUCAGCUGUUGAAAGAAGGAAAGUAUUCCUCCAGGUUGUAGGAGCAUAUUUCUUCUGGAGCAGCAUGUUCUCCAUGCCUGCAAGUGCUACAUUAGCUUGGUUUCAUAAUGAACUUUUCUCUACCUAGUCUUAUAUCCUCAUUUACUUAUCAAAGGCUCUUUAAGUUAUCGUGUAAGAUUAACUGUUUCUCAUCUCAGCCCAGAAGGCAAUCGGUUACUAUGUUGUAUCUUUGGCCAAGGUUCAUUUGACACUGGAGUCAAAUAACUUAAAAAGAAAAAAAAAAAAAAGCAACAAAUUUAAAGCUGCCUUAUGUAGAAGAUUUGAAGUUUGUUUUCCCUGUCACACUAAAAUGAGUUAAGGAUUAGCUCAACCAGAGUUAAAGCCAUGUUAAUGUAACACCAGUGAAAGGGAGAAAUGAGGCUUUCCUUGCAUGUAGGUGAAUUUGCUGCAACUGUGAUAUGGUACAUUUCAGGAAUUUUUAGCCUGAUGAAUUACUGCUUGCUGUAAAUACACUUGGGUUAAUUAAACAAGAAAGAGAACAAGGCGCUAUUCACUUGUACCCAUGCAGACCCUGUUCUUCAAAACGCAAGUAUAAUUCAAAGUUAUUUUAACCGAGGGUGAUUUUAUAUCAGCUAAUCUGUUUAAUGCUAAUUUAAUUGAUUAGGACCACUGCAAAGAGGUGAGUCAGUGCUUUGCUCAUUAUAACCUCUGUCUACUGGCUCAAAAAAAAUCUCCUCUGUAUUUCUAAAUUUUCUUAUCUUGCUCCCAAGCCUCUCUGAUUCUUAACUGGGUAGAAAAACGGAAGUCAGAACAGCUGAAUUCUUUACUUGAGAUUGUUUGAGUAUGGCUUAUCAUUAAGUGAAUCUGAGCCUAAAUUGCCAAGGCUCUGAAGUUAAAAUAAGAGACUUAUUCCCUGCUGUAUAUGGCUUUCUUACUGCUUGGUUUCAGAACUACAUAAAUGCAAAUUGUAAUGAGUAUUUUAUUUAAUCAUGCUGUUGGGGUGUCUUUACACUGUCUUUGCUUUAUCCAGUUAUGAUCAAACCACAUAUUAACAUUGCUAUCUCUAUAUAUUUAUCUAUGCAUUGCAUAAGUUUAUAUAUUUAAGUUCUGUCUUUUUAAAAAAGGGAUCAACAUAAAGACAAAACAGUAUUAUUCAUCACCACGCAAUGAAUUGCUUCUCACACCUUUGUCCUUUCUGGAUAGCAUUCAUUUUGAAAUAAAAAGGGGCCCAUUAAUGGGACAUCAUGGCCAUCA